This is a messenger RNA of Exophiala bonariae, 630 nucleotides long. RefSeq lists its product as uncharacterized. Gene Ontology annotation, molecular function: protein binding. Lineage: Eukaryota; Fungi; Ascomycota; Eurotiomycetes; Chaetothyriales; Herpotrichiellaceae. Bases 1 to 630 code for a protein of 209 amino acids. The transcript has a single exon. The record is from RefSeq and is a predicted model, not a curated record.
AUGUGCGCAGACAGCUCUAUCUCUCUAUCUGCUGAUGCACAGGGCCGCAAUGCACUUCAUCAUUGCCUGUAUGACGACAAAGACUUUGUUCUACAUCCAACCCCAGAAUUGGUUCGAGUGUUACUCAAGGCAGGUGUAAACGCCAAUCAUCAAGAUCGCGAUGGACUAGAUAGUCUGGCCUGGUAUGCAAGCAACCUUUUUUCGAAUGCGGAAGUGGAGAUCAUGGAGCUAUUGAUCACUCACGGCGCCAACUUGAAUUACAAAGACCAGAGUGGACGAAACGUGGCUCACCUUGUCAUGCAAUGUGGUGUCGAAUUCGACUUAGAUGUACUCCUGAUGCUGCUCAAAUACGGUGUGGACGCCCUAGAGGUUGACUACGACGGUCGAGGCAUCGUGCAUCACGCAGCAAUAUCAGGCAACAUAACGGUUGAGCUGUUGUCCUGUCUGAGUGAGUCAUUGCAUCUGAACAUAGCUUCCUUGGACGCAUUUGGGAAGAGUGCCUUUGACUGUGCCAAAGAUACGGGUAGAGAGAUUGCCAAGAAACCUUGGGGGUCCAACAUCUUCCGCGGGAACAGAUGGAGGGACACUGAAAAAGCUUUCUUACAAUAUGCUCGGGAAUACUGUAUCUGA